GAGAGAGAGAGAGAGAGAGAGAGAGAGAGAGAUGGAGUCCCCAUUCAAGAGCGAUAUACUGAAAGGAAAGGUUGCCCUUUUGACAGGCGGAGGCUCAGGUAUUGGGUUCGAGAUAGCCACUCAGUUCGGUAAGCAUGGCGCCUCGGUUGCGAUCAUGGGCAGACGCAAGCAAGUUUUAGACUCUGCUGUUGCUGCUCUCCAAUCCCACGGAAUUCGGGCUGUUGGGUUUAAUGGAGAUGUUCGCAAGAGGGAAGAUGCAGUCAGAGUUUUAGAGUCAACUGUUAAGCAUUUUGGCAGGCUUGAUAUUCUUGUGAACAAUGCAGCUGGCAAUUUUCUUGUGAGUGCAGAGGAUUUAUCCCCUAAUGGGUUUCGCACAGAGAUUCAGUUUGAUGUUCCAGUUUUUUGCUGCUUUACUGUGACUAAACAUAAAAGAUAGAUGGAUAGUUAACAAUACUGCAUUAAAUAAGAGGUUUCUUUUCGGGCAAAGGUUUCCUCAACGACCCAAAUAUCUGCCAAACGGGGCCCAAUGUUCAUA
Messenger RNA from Macadamia integrifolia, 535 nucleotides. RefSeq names its product peroxisomal 2,4-dienoyl-CoA reductase [(3E)-enoyl-CoA-producing]-like. Gene Ontology annotation, biological process: fatty acid catabolic process. Gene Ontology annotation, molecular function: 2,4-dienoyl-CoA reductase (NADPH) activity. The record is from RefSeq and is a predicted model, not a curated record. NCBI's taxonomy places the organism in Eukaryota, Viridiplantae, Streptophyta, Magnoliopsida, Proteales, Proteaceae. The coding region runs from base 32 to 436 and encodes 134 amino acids. The transcript has 4 exons.